Messenger RNA from Arctia plantaginis, 240 nucleotides. Lineage: Eukaryota; Metazoa; Arthropoda; Insecta; Lepidoptera; Erebidae. The record is from the annotation of a GenBank genome assembly.
AUGGGGCACCUCGAAACUCAGUCUGGUUCAAAAAUGACAAAGAAGCCUAGUUCCAUGAGCAAAAAAUCUUCAAAAACUGGGAAGCAUCCUUCAAAUGUUGUAAUCGUCGUACUAGAAGACGUUGCUGUAACUAGAACAAUUAAUACAAGGGGGAGAAAUCAUCCUGUGGAAGCAGCCAUUCCAAUAGAACUAGAAUCCAGAAAACAAAGAAAAGCAGUUGCGGCGACUGGAAAGUGUUGA